This is a messenger RNA of Portunus trituberculatus (swimming crab), 4591 nucleotides long. It is a transcript of the gene Klp64D, whose product is annotated as kinesin-like protein KIF3A. Gene Ontology annotation, biological process: microtubule-based movement. Gene Ontology annotation, molecular function: ATP binding; microtubule motor activity; microtubule binding. The transcript has 12 exons. The record is from RefSeq and is a predicted model, not a curated record. Bases 153 to 2210 code for a protein of 685 amino acids. Lineage: Eukaryota; Metazoa; Arthropoda; Malacostraca; Decapoda; Portunidae.
CAGGACGGUGCCUGGUGCGUGACACAUUCCAGGCAUGCAGGUGACGGGCGGCGGGGCGUGCAGGUGUGCCUGAUUCCUGGUGACCCCUGCGCCCCUCACUCACCACCCACACCAGGCACGCACCCUCGCCAUCCCGGGCCCUGCUACUCAACAUGGCGCCGGAUAAGGACCGAGAGGCUGUGCUGAGGGAGCGGGAAAAUGUCCGCGUUGUGGUGCGUGUGCGGCCGCUGAGUGAGAAGGAGUCCCAAGCUGGCUUCCAGAGCAUCGUGCAGAGUGAUGACCUCAACUGUUCAUUGCUGGUGACCAACCCGGCAGCUCAGGACGGAGAGCCACCCAAAGUCUUUACUUUUGACUCGGUGUUUGGCCAAAACUCCAAACAGGUGGAUGUGUACAACCUUGCUGCACGUCCCAUUGUGGAGAACGUCCUGGAGGGGUACAAUGGCACCAUCUUUGCCUAUGGACAGACAGGGACAGGCAAGACCUUCACCAUGGAGGGAGUCAGGACUGUGCCAGAGCUCAAGGGCAUCAUACCUAACUCCUUUGCACACAUCUUUGGCCACAUUGCUAAAGCUGAGGAAGGGAAAAAAUUCCUGGUGCGAGUGUCAUACCUGGAGAUCUACAAUGAGGAGGUGCGUGACCUUCUCCGCCAGGACCAGUCAGUGCGGCUUGAGGUGAAGGAGCGGCCUGACGUGGGGGUGUACGUGAAGGACCUCCUCACCCAUGUAGUGCACAAUGCUGGGGAGAUGGACAGAAUCAUGACCCUUGGGAAUAAGAACAGAGCCGUCGGGGCCACUAACAUGAACACACACAGCUCCCGCUCCCACGCCAUCUUCACCAUCACCAUUGAGUGUGCCGAGCGGGGCAUUGAUGGGCAGCAGCACUGGAGGGUCGGGAAACUGCAUCUUGUGGACCUUGCUGGUUCAGAGAGGCAGAGUAAGACAGGUGCAACAGGGCAGAGGCUGAAGGAGGCCAGCAAGAUCAACCUGUCUCUCUCCACGCUGGGCAAUGUCAUAUCAGCGCUGGUGGACGGCCGCUCCACACACAUUCCUUACCGCAAUUCAAAGCUCACUAGGCUACUGCAGGACUCUCUUGGAGGGAACUCGAAGACUGUCAUGUGUGCCAACAUUGGACCUGCAAACUACAACUACGACGAGACCAUCAGCACACUCAGGUAUGCCAACCGGGCCAAGAACAUUUGCAACAAGGCCAAGAUUAAUGAAGACCCCAAGGAUGCUCUCCUUCGCAAACUCCAGGAUGAGAUCAAAAACCUGCGUGAUCAGCUGCAAGAUGAGGAUGCUUCAGAGGAAUCAGAGGAUGAGGAACAAGAAGGCGAAGAGAAGCCAAAGAAGAAAAAGAAGAAAUUAAAAGAGGAAGAGGUGGUCAUCAUUAAAAAGAAGAUUGAUGAGGAGAGGAAGAUGCUGGCAGAGAGGAAAGACUUGGAGGAGGAGGAGCGGAACAAAGUGAAGAGUGACCUUGAUAGACAUGAGAAGGAAGUUAAGAAGGCAUUGAAGGAGCAGGAGGCCCUCAAGCAGCGUCUACAGGGACUGGAACGCAAGAUUUUGGUGGGUGGCGAGAACCUCUUGGAGAAGGCAGAGGAGCAGGAGCGACUUUUGGAGGAGUCUGCCAAGGAACUGGAGGAGAGACGGAAACACGAGGAGCAGCUGCGUCGUGCCAUCACACAGAAGGAGGCAGAGAGAAUUGACCUGGAGGAGAGAUACACCAGUCUGCAGGAGGAGGCGGCCGGCAAGACACGCAAGCUGAAGAAGGUUUGGACUCUAUUGAUGGCAGCCAAAUCGGAGCUUGGGGACAUGCAAGCAGAGCACCAGCGGGAGAUGGAGGCGCUGCUGGAGUCUGUAAGGCAUCUGUCCCGUGAACACAAACUCCACCAGCUCAUCAUUGACUCGUUCAUUCCCUUUGAGUAUCAGGAGAUGAUAGAGCGUUACGUCCACUGGAAUGAAGACAUCGGGGAGUGGCAGCUGAAGUGUGUGGCGUACACCGGGAACAACAUGAGGAAGCAGCUGGAUGCAGGAGACAAUGAGAAAGAGAAUUUGAAUCAAGAGAGUGAGAUGUGGCAGGUGUACAAGACAUACAGCCCUGAGGUGUACACACGGCCACCCGCUGCCAUUCCAGUGCCCAAACCUCGCAGGAAGAAGUCUGGCAUCCCUCGGCCCAAGCACAGCAGGUCAGCCAAGAAGGGAGACAAAAUAUAAACUCGUCCUCCUGCCAUCCACGGCAGCGGCUCGGGAGGGGAAGGUAAGGCUCGUGGUUCUGGUGAAUCUGUCAUAGUGAAGGUGAAGGUGCCAAGGCCUCUAUCUGCAGGUGUACAAAGCAGGGCAGGGACCAGCAGGGACCUCUGAAGUGACAGCUUUAUUUGCUUGUGUCUUUAGGCCAUGAUGUGAUGGGGAAUCAUCAUUAUAUUGUAUUUAUUAUCAUUAGUUUUAUAUAUUGUAUAUAAUUUUGAGUUCCUUUCUGAUACACGAUACACACAAACACACACACAUGCAUCUUCAUCUGUUACUUGGAAGGCUAAGAUCUGCUCCUUUUUCCCAGUUACAUUUAGUAUAAGUUAUCAUUGAAUCAUUGAUGAUUGAGCAGUUGCAGCCCUCCUUGAAUGAGAAGAUGCAAUGUGUGGUGAGUGAUCGCAGUAUUACCCAUAGAUCAAAGUGUGUACAUGAGCUCUAAGCUCUUACCUGAAGGGUAUGACUGUGAUCAGGAGCCUGCUGCAUGGUCUGAAAGAUCAUGGGGAAUUAAACACACACACACACACACACACACACACACACACACACACACACACACACACACACACACACACACACACACACACACACAGAAAUAAACAUAGUGAUACACUACAAUGGCAACUUUGAUGUAUGUUGAAAAGAAAAACUUUAUUGGCUAUAUUGGAGGAAGUUUUGUGCUUGCUGUUGUCAUCUUUGGUGUCUUUGUGGUGGAAGAGUCAAAACAGUCCUGACAUGCAUUCCUUGAGGAACCAAGCAUCUCACUGGCAUCCUGUAGCCUGUAGUUCAUUUAGAUCAAUUUCACUUGUCAGUUUUUUUCUAUUGUUAUUCUUUUGAUAGUAUCUUUUACAGAAAACAUUUGUAUGUAAAGCAUUUCAAGACUUUCCUCUCAGCUAACCCAUUAGCAAAACUAUGGGUAUAUACAUAUUAAGUGUUGAAACACAAGAAAAGAUGCAGUUUUCAUCCUGGUGGGUACCACAAGCUUUGAGGCAGAGAUGAGGUGUGGUGCUUGUUGUGGAGUCUCACAGUAAUGUUCAAGACCUCCAUAUACCUGCUAGAGAGUUAGAACUAAAACAAAGGCAGCGUUCCACAGUUCCCUGCAUCUUGUCACGUCCAGGUGUGCCUCAAGAGCUGUGGUGUAGCAAGGGUGACAGGCUGAUGUGUAGCCAGUGUCACAAAUUAGUGCUUAGAGUUGAGUGGUGCAAUGGAAGACUUUCAAUCUAUUGUGUAUGGCAAUUAGUUACAUUAAGGUGAGGUGACGGUAGUUACUUUAGAAGUGACAUUCACUUGCUUAACAUUCUUAUGAACUUUUAUACCAUGUAUAUAAAAUUCCCAAGUUUUAUUAAGAUGCAAUCAUUAUUUUGAGGGAAAAAAGGAAAGCAAAGAUGUACCAGUAUUUAUCAUAUUAUCAGGUUGGUUUCUUUUAUCUGGUUCCGUACUAAUUUAUAGGAUAUGACUCGCUUACAGGUGAGGGUAUCAGAGGAUGCCUCCCUUCUCACCAUCCCCAGGUUUUAGAAGCCUGCUCCUUCAUGUUAUUAGCUGUGUAUCUUUCACUUGUGAUGUAUUACUUUUCUUCCUUGAUGGUGGAAUUGUUUUUUUUUUGACACUAAAAUGCUCAAUCCAGCAGGUGUGUUGAGAGACUCCUGAUGCAAAGUGAAGUAGUUAAGUAAUAAAAAUUGUGGUCCAGAGUUGUCACAGUAGCUGAAAAUCUCUCUUUUUGUGUGUACUGUGGUGGUGAGGAGGCAGCUCGUGAGGGGGUAGGUGUGGUAGGAAGGGUGGUGUGGCUUUGUAUCAAUGCAUGUAGGUAGCAGGCUAUGUCGUCAUCUCUCUUCUUCCUUGUCCCCUUAUUUAUAAUGUCCAUUCUUUUUUUCUGUGGCUUCUUCAGCUUUGAUAAAUGUUGACUGUUAAUCUUCUCAGGAACUGGAGAAAUUUUGGAUAAAAUAGAGUAAAUUUUGAUAUGGAAAAUAUAAGAUAGCAAGAUAGUAUUCUUGCAAAAAACUAAAAUUAUUUCAAAGGUAACAAAACUGUUACUAUUCACCCAAUGUUGAGGUCUGACUCAAAAUUUUUUAUUUCACUUUACCGUUGCCUCCCUUAAUGAUAUUUGAAGUGAUGGAGUGAUGAGUUUUCAAGAUUUUAAAUAAAGUAUUGAGUUUAAUGCUCAAGACAUUCAGAAUCUAGUCAUUCAUGUAGUCAGGUCCAGCAGCUGUAAUCUCAGAUACUUAUGUUACAUUUAGUUGAAUUAUGUUAAUUCACUGUUGUUUAUUGUUCUUUCAGGGACAUUUUGUAAUAUUUCUGAGCUACUCAAACUAGUGUGAUUUGCCACAAUAAAAAUAUUCUUUGUAACAUGCUUC